This is a messenger RNA of Trypanosoma cruzi, 1578 nucleotides long. RefSeq lists its product as uncharacterized. The transcript has a single exon. The record is from RefSeq and is a predicted model, not a curated record. Bases 1 to 1578 code for a protein of 525 amino acids. NCBI's taxonomy places the organism in Eukaryota, Euglenozoa, Kinetoplastea, Trypanosomatida, Trypanosomatidae.
AUGGACGGUGUGCGGUACCAGAUAGAGCAGCUGCAGCACGUCCUCGGGCAGCUAGAUCCGCACCGCAAGCUGGCGCCGGAGGACGCCUCACAGCUGCAAUUGAGCCUUGCGAAAAGCACGGCAAUUGCCCGCCGUGUGGUGGAGCGGCAACACCGCCGGACGUUCCCGAUGCGACUGGCGGGUGCCGGCGCGGAUGCCGGUGGUCGACACGAGCGGCCCACCGUGUCUUCCCCCACCUUCUCUUCCUCAGGCGAAUUGCGCCAGAAGGAGGGGUGUGACGCGUCGCGAAGUGACCUAACGUCUGCGGGUAAGAAUAAGUGGGUUGACGCGACGGAGGCGGUCUCGCUGCACGGUGAGAGAACGAGAGGGGAAGAGUGCCGCCGUGAGACAAUUCGCAGCAUCGCCACGCAGCAUGGGAUUUCUGUGGAUGAGAUUCGUCGCUACAAUCCACAACUAUCGUUUUACAACGAUGAGGAUGUGCUUCCAUACAACACGUACAUUAAGAUGAAGCCGCAACUGAACCGGCGGCCCCACUAUGAAAAUGGCACAGACAAAGCAUCGUCCGGUCAUUAUGCAAAAGAAACGCAACAUCACGCAGAUGACACGGUGUGUGCAGCGCUCCCUAUACCUUUGGCGCCAUUGCCAGCUCUUCAGGAGGCAAAUCUUCACUCUAUGAAUACGAAAUCCACGGUGACACGACGCGAAGAGAGUCCUCUACCCUGUGAGCCUUUUAUAGACUGCGCGGAUUCAAUGAAGGGACUAUUGAUGCAACUACCUUCUAUUUCCCCUGAGGGAUCGUUCUUGGAACGGAAAGAAAAUUAUGUCAGUUACACUACUGCAAGCGAUAUUCAUGACCGUAGCCAUAAAAAAGACGUGAAUUCUGCGAACUGUAUCAAAACACCUGCCAAUGCUUCAGCUUCCGCUGUUUCUUCCACCGCUUUUAGCGUGACGGAGCCUUCAAAGGGCAUGCUGAGUGCUAAAAACUCUGCCGAGAUGAACACAAUGACAUCUGAGGCCGUUCCAAGUAGUCAUCCUUGCGUGUCGAGGAUCAGAAAGCCUCCCCAUACACAGUGCAAGACCAUCGUGUCAUCUUCUAGUAACGAUGCGCUUUUGAAAUAUAGAAAUCGGCCGGGAAUCGACGAUUUUGAUUUUUCCCUUACGACUGAAUCAUCUUCCUUUCACUCCACGCCAACACCCACUCCGAACUUGUCGCCGCAACCGAAUAGAACGAACAUUCAGAUGACAUAUGACGACGCACGGGGGGGCGCAUUGGAGAAUGCAUUAUGCCAACGCUCAGUGCCUUGGCCAACACAUGGGCGGCAGACCCUGAAUUCUGCACCAGAAGAUUUGGUAGAAAAUGGUCUUCUUGAGAGCAAUGAGUUGUCGCCUAUUCCAAAAGCAUCCUACCAGCCUGUCGAAAACUGGGGUGAUUUUGAUACGAUUAAUUCCAUCGCCUUACAGUACAACGUUUCUAUCAAGGACGUUUUGAAGUGGAAUCCUUACUUGUUGGCUUACGGGGCGGAUGAUCCACUGCCAGCCAACUUCCCAAUUUUACUGCCACUUCCACAGCAGGAAUGA